This is a messenger RNA of Oryza brachyantha (malo sina), 616 nucleotides long. RefSeq names its product dirigent protein 5-like. The transcript is spliced from 3 exons. Lineage: Eukaryota; Viridiplantae; Streptophyta; Magnoliopsida; Poales; Poaceae. The record is from RefSeq and is a predicted model, not a curated record. Bases 62 to 616 code for a protein of 184 amino acids.
GCAAACCCAUAAUUAAACACUAGCUAAGUAGCUAAGCUAACCUAGUUAAGCUAAUCAGGCCAUGGCUACCUGGUCCAAGGCGUCUCUGAUCAUCGCCGCCAUCUUCCUGCUCAGCCUGAGCUGCUCGGCGAGCGGCGUCGCGCAUGGCCGCCGGAGCAGCAGCAGCAGCAGGAGGCUCGUCAGGAGCUACGACGAGCCGUGCAAGAAGAUGAGGCUCUACCUCCACGACAUCCUCUACGACUACAGCAACAGCACGGCGAACUCCACGGCGGCGGCGGCCACCAAGCCGACGGCCCUGAGCACCGCCGUGUCGAAGAGCGGCUACUUCUUCGGCAGGGUGGUGGUGUUCAACGACCCGGUGACGGAGGGGAAGGCGCUGGAGGAGACAGCGGUCCGGGCGCAGGGGCUCUACUUCUACGACCGGAAGGAUGCGCCCAACGCGUGGCUCGCCUUCUCCAUCGUCUUCAACUCGACGGCGCAGCAGGGCACGCUCAACCUCAUGGGCGCUGUUAUCAAUUUUAAUCUUGGGAUGUUCUUCACUACCAGCCCCAAGAAAAAUGAUGCUAUACCCGCAGUAACAAUGCCGGUACCAGACUACCAGCCCCAAGAACAAUGA